AUGGGAAGUCCAGGCUGUGAACACACGGGCUGCACUGCACACUCGCCUCUCUACAUCAGCCACCCCAACACUGACACCAGGAUGGCCUGGCUGGAUGAGGCGGAGGACAUCAAACCACCCCGUAGCUUGCUGGGGCUGCCUGAGCUCAGCUGGCCAGGGGUCUACCUCCCCUGCUAUGACAGAUUAGUUAUAGAAGAGAACCCCAGGGUGCUGAGGAUGACGGAGGCCCCAGCUCCUGCUGCUUCUCCCUACAGGACUCUGGAGCAGAGCCCAGCCAAACCCAGCCAAGCCCAAGGUUCCCCCUCUGAGAUGGAGGGUCAGGUGGAGGAGCGGUGUCUGGAGCAGGUCCAGACCAUGGUAGUUGGAGAAGUGCUGAAAGAUGUUGACACUGCAUGCAAACUGCUCAACAUUUCCCCAGAUCCCUUGGAUUGGAGCUCUCUACACCUUCAGAAGUGGCUACUCUGGACUGAGCACCUGUACAGGCUGCCACAGGUCAGCACGAUGUUUCAGGAGCUGACCGGGAGGGAUCUGUGCUCCAUGACAGAAGCAGACUUCCGACAACGCUCCUCUCAGUUUGGAGACGUGCUGUAUGCUCAUCUGGACAUCUGGAAAUCUGCUGCAGCAAUGAAGGAACGCUGCCCACCAGAAGACAGCAAAUCUGCAGCUGAUGAUGACUCCUGGUCAGGUGUGAUGUGUAACUACCCCAGCCAGCCUAUCCACCUGUGGCAGUUCCUCCGAGAGCUGCUCCUCAAGCCACAUAACUACAGCUGCUGCAUCCGCUGGCUUAACAAGGAGAAAGGGAUUUUCAAAAUAGAAGACUCCGCUCACGUGGCCAGGCUAUGGGGCAUUAGGAAAAACCGCCCAGCCAUGAACUAUGACAAACUGAGUCGCUCCAUUCGCCAGUACUACAAGAAAGGCAUCAUUCGAAAGCCUGAUGUAUCCCGCAGAUUGGUCUACCAGUUCGUCAACCCUGUAUGAUGAAGAGGAGGAACCAAAGAUAUGCUGGACAUACAGUAGGAGUGACAUGAACUCUGAAGCUUGUUUGCUCAUUGUAUAUGCCUUUUUAUUUCAAUUGUAAA
Molecule: messenger RNA, 1079 nt
Organism: Micropterus dolomieu (smallmouth bass)
Lineage: Eukaryota; Metazoa; Chordata; Actinopteri; Centrarchiformes; Centrarchidae
Product: SAM pointed domain-containing Ets transcription factor-like
Exons: 5
Coding region: 1-978 (325 amino acids)
Biological process (GO): cell differentiation; regulation of transcription by RNA polymerase II
Cellular component (GO): nucleus
Molecular function (GO): DNA-binding transcription factor activity, RNA polymerase II-specific; sequence-specific DNA binding
Source: RefSeq, a predicted model, not a curated record